Molecule: messenger RNA, 2230 nt
Organism: Arachis duranensis
Lineage: Eukaryota; Viridiplantae; Streptophyta; Magnoliopsida; Fabales; Fabaceae
Exons: 8
Coding region: 397-2010 (537 amino acids)
Molecular function (GO): protein binding
Source: RefSeq, a predicted model, not a curated record
UAAUGAAACGCAGCGUUUAAAGUUGAGAAUAGGGAUUGGGUUUUCGGUUUUCCAUCUUACAUCGUACGGUGUUUCGUCGUUCCUCCUCCCUCCGUCGCCGUUGCCACCGCAGAAAAGGGUUUUGCAUUCUACACCGAUUUGAAUCCUUCGUUCCUUCUCACUCGCGGUUUCUAAACACACUCUCCAUCCACGCAACUUCGCACCAUAUCCCUGUUCCUUCUGAUUGUGGUUUGGUUAGAGGAUGAAGCGGAAGCGUGGGCAUAAAAAGGGAAAGGGAAGAGCAGUAGCAAGCAUGUAGUGAGUGGUAAUGAGACUCAAAAUAAGGAAGAAACCUCUGCUUUGGAGCAUUAUGGUACUAAUAAUGAUAAUGAUGAUGAUAAGGAUGAUAACUCUGGAAUGGAGGUUGACACACCUUCCUCAACUGGGACAGAUCAGCAGCAUUACAAUGUGGCCAGCAUUAAUCCUGAUGGCUCCAUUGAUAAGGCUGUGGGGAAGCCACUCGGGGUUGGACGCGUUAAGGUGAAGCUCAAGACUCCAAAGAUGUUGGACUCCCAUUCCCAGCACACGUCUUCAGAUGCUCCCACGCAUAGUGACACCGAUAAGAGUAGCCAGCAACACGGCUUUGACAAACAAGGUGUCGGUGCUGAUAGGAUGGAAGACAGUGCAAAUUCCUUGCCUGAUAUGAAAUCCCCUGUUCCAUCAAAGAGGGCUGCUACCGCUAGCAUCAAAAUUAAGUCAUCCAAGGUCUUGGCAUCCAAUGCUGACCACACAGUUUCCAGUGAGAUUAAUCAUCCGAAAGAAAGAAGUCUCCGAUAUAAUAAGCAGGAAUUGGACGCUUCCUUAGUUGUAAUAAGGAAGGUAAUGAAAAUGGAUGCUGCUGAACCCUUCAAUGUUCCUGUUAAUCCUGAAGCUCUGGGAAUUCCUGACUAUUUUGAUAUCAUUGACACUCCAAUGGAUUUCGGAACUAUAUGCAGCAAUCUUGAAAAGAGCGAGAAGUACAUGAAUUCUGAAGAUGUUUAUAAGGAUGUUCAAUACAUUUGGGACAAUUGUUAUAAGUAUAACAAUAAAGGUGACUAUAUCUUGGAUCUUAUGAGGCGAGUGAAAAAGAAUUUUAUGAAGUACUGGACUGCAGCUGGGUUAUAUUAUGAACCAUCAAAAGGGACUAAGGGAGCAGAGGAUGCUGCAUUAUCUGGUGAUGGAAAAGUAGCGAAGGGUGGUCAAGCGAAGCAGAAGUCAAAGAAACGUCAUGGAAGACACCAUAAACAUGAUUGUUUAUGUGCUAUUUGUGUGCUAAAGCGCCGAAGGAGGGAACGGGAGGAGAAUGCUCGACUUGCUAAAGGAAACUUUGGAUCUGGUGGUGAUAAGCUCGCUAAAGAAUUUAAGCAAGAGGAAUCAAUGCUUGUAGAAAGCCCUGUUGGUGAGGAUUCAUCAUCAAAUAUGAAUGAUUCACUUGGCACUGAUGGAGAUGCUGAAGAUGACAAAGGAGAGGUAGCAAAAAUGGAUCUUAGUGGGAAGCAGUGCAGCCCUUCCAAGGGAAAGCAUGAAGACAUUGAUGGUGAUGAUGAAGAAGACAAUGACGAAGACCACAGCCAAGAGGAAGGGGAAGAGGAGGAAGACGGAGAGGAAGAAGAUGAGGGGGAAAUUGAAACGGACAACCCGAAGCGACAGAUGGAUGAGGCUUCAAAUCGGUCACAUUAUGGAGGAAGUUUGGCCGAGAAAUCUAUUGUUGGAGAUGUAACCACUCUUCGUGAUGAAUAUGCAGCGACUCGGCAAGAAGGACAAGCUGCAGUAGUCCAGCGACAGAAGCACAAGGAAUCACGAGAUAAGCAUCAGAAAGCUCAGCUGCUUGAGAGCUUAUAUGUCGAAAACCCCAAGCUAUCAAGUUUAUGUGGUAUUCUGUUCCCCAACAAUACUCAAUCUGUCUGGAGUGGACCACAUUCAUUAGUACAGCGUCAGAAUUCAAGUCGCACUUCUUCAAUUCACGCGGCAAUUCGGACUUUGAUGGACUAGCUUUUUUGCGUUACUAUUUUUAAAUUGAUUCACUACUUGCUAGCCACCAUCCCAAAUGAUAAUAGUUUUAGUUCAUGUGAUGUGUUACUAAGUUUAAACUAGGUUUUGUAGCUUUUGCCCUGUCUCUCGGUUUUUAGUAUUAAGCAGGCGUAGGGCAAAAUGAGUCACAUUACUGUAAACAUAACACUAGCGAGCAAAUGCAUCGUCAUUCUCAUUUCUA